This is a messenger RNA of Amoebophrya sp. A25, 684 nucleotides long. NCBI's taxonomy places the organism in Eukaryota, Dinophyceae, Syndiniales, Amoebophryaceae. The record is from the annotation of a GenBank genome assembly.
GCUCAGGGACACCAGAAACGAGACCACCUUCCUUAAGAGCUCUCAGAAAUCCGCCUAUCGCUUACUAUUCAUUUCUUUCACAGUAACCCCGGCUGCUUUUGCUGUAGUGCGCCCUAGGCCACAAGGGCCUGGAGACUCACGAAACUACCUGGUCAUCGUUUUCACUGUAGGACUUUUUCCCAUGAUGUCGUUCCAUCCGGCGCUUGUUCCGCAUCCACGAUGGAGGACCUUGUUCCGCAUCCACCAUGGAGUACCUUAUACCUCGUUCCAUCUGGGGGCUCUUGUUCCGCAUCCACCAUGGUCGCUCCAUCUGGCUCUUGUUCCGCAUCCACCAUGGUCGUUCCGUCUGGCUCUUGUUCCGCAUCCACCGUUGGUGCAACGGAUCCGCUUGUGGCUGCUGCAACGGCCAACGUCGUGAAAUCCACUACGGAUGUUUCUUUGGGAUCAGCACCUUCGUCUUUUCUUGCGUCCGAGUGCGGUACAGCAGCAACUCUAAACGACCCGUCGAAGACCAUGUGCGCCGAGUUCCUUGUGGGAAUCAAAAACGGCAUCUGCGAAGGAACGGACAAGAUCCUCGAAAACAAUGCUGGGAUCACAGCGGGUGUAGCCUUUGUUCGCGUUGCCUGCGAUCGCUUUCAUGUCACAUCAAUUACACUAGUUGUUGUAGUUGUCCUUCGCGCAUAA